Molecule: messenger RNA, 1555 nt
Organism: Cajanus cajan (pigeon pea)
Lineage: Eukaryota; Viridiplantae; Streptophyta; Magnoliopsida; Fabales; Fabaceae
Product: epi-neemfruitin B synthase L1AT
Source: RefSeq, a predicted model, not a curated record
AUGGAAAUGAAAUUAGUAUCCAGAGAAACCAUGAAACCCUCCACACCCACCCUUCCUCACCUCAGAACCUAUCCCCUCUCCUUCAUAGACAACAUCGUUUUCCGCAACUACGUUCCAUUACUCUUCUUCUACUCUCCAAACCCUAACCAUGACCAAGCCUCCAUAAUACCAACCCUCAAAAAAUCCCUAUCCCAAGUCCUAUCCCGCUACUACCCCUUAGCAGGCACCUUCAAAGAUCAAAUUUCCAUUGAUUGCAACGACCAAGGUGCUUCGUUACUGGUCACAAACUCAACAUGCAACCUCUCCUCCAUCCUCCGCAACCCCACCGAAGCAUCGCUGAACCCUCUUUUCCCCGAUGGACUACAGUGGAAGCCCAUGAACGCUUCUUCAACCAUAUUGGUUAUUCAAAUAAACUCAUUCGCCUGCGGAGGAAUCGCAAUCAGCGUCUGCAUGUCUCACAAAGUUGCCGACGCCGCCACUCUUUCGAAUUUCAUCAACGACUGGGCCACACUCAACCGUCAACAACAACCGCCACCACCCUUCCCAGUUCCCGCUGCUUCCUUUUUCCCGCAAGAGAAUCUCCCUCUUUUCCCAGAAGCCGCGUUCGUCGAAAACGACACCGUUUGCAGAAGGUUGGUGUUUGAGGCCUGCAAAAUCGACUCACUGAAAGCCCUAGUGUCCUCUUACAAAGUGGAUAACCCCACGCGCGUGGAAGUCGUCAGCGCGUUGAUUUACGCGCGCGUGGUUGCCGCUCUAGGGCUGAGUCCCUCAACGACGUCGUUCCGCACCGCCGUGAACCUCCGGAGGAGGACGGUUCCGCCUCUUCCCGAGAACAGCGUAGGGAACUUGGUUUGGUUCCUGUUCGUGUUUCAGCCGCGCGAGAUAAAGGUUCAUGAGUUGGUGGUGAGAAUGAAGGAAGGGUUGCGCGAGUUUUGUGGCACGUUUGCGAGGAAGUUCGGAGGGGAGGGUAGGGACUCGAGGUUCAUAUCGGAGUGCCUGAAGCAAGCUACUUCGGUUCCCGAGGCUGAGGAGAGUGGAGGCUUGGUUUGUUGUGCGAGUUGGAGCGGGUUUCCGAUGUAUGAAGCGGAUUUCGGGUGGGGGAAACCGGUGUGGUUCACCACUAGUGGGUGCCCCGUGAGGAAUAGCGUGGUUUUGAUGGAUGCGAGAGAUGGGGGUGGGGUUGAAGCGCUUGUCAACAUGGAAGAGAAAGACAUGGCUAGGUUUGAACGUGACGAUGAGCUUCUCAGAUAUGCUUCUAUUAAUCCAACACUUGGAGAAUGGUGAUGAAUGAUGAUUUAAUUAACUUAGGUGCGUGCAUGCUUUAAGUUAUACGAACUGUGCUAUCAGCUAUGCAAUGUAUAAGAAUAUAGUUAAGGGGAAUUUCAAUUUGGUUUUUCAAGUUGUAGAAAUACUGUUGAUGCUGUUGCUUUUGCUUGUUCUAGCGAGUUUGCCCCGGGUCUCAGAUAUACAAGGCAAAGGGAAUGCAUUGAUAGAAUCAGCCAAUCAGGAAAUAUAUAUAGAUUAUAUAUCCAAUUUUCCACGAUCCCAUUUGGAC